Messenger RNA from Erythranthe guttata (spotted monkey flower), 2027 nucleotides. Its product is annotated as putative arabinosyltransferase ARAD1. NCBI's taxonomy places the organism in Eukaryota, Viridiplantae, Streptophyta, Magnoliopsida, Lamiales, Phrymaceae. Gene Ontology annotation, molecular function: glycosyltransferase activity. The record is from RefSeq and is a predicted model, not a curated record.
GUACUCUUUAGCACAGAAAGAAAACAGAGGAAAUAAAAAAUAUAUAAAUAUUCAACGAAGGGGAUCCGCUUCUGCAGGGUUUCCUACUCUCGCGCUUCUUGAAGAAUAAUAAUUUUGGAAGCAAAUUGAAAAAAAAAAAACAAAUACUCUCUCUCAAUCCUUACAAUGUUGCCUUCGUGCUAAUUUUUCUUGAAUUUUUGUCAUUGGGUUGAGAUUCCGACUUCAUAAUCCAUCUGGGUUUUCUGCAAGAACGAAACCCAAUUUACCCCCAAUUGUGCAUCAACCCCUCUUAUCUCUAAUUGGGUUAGGUUUUCUAUUUGUUCUGGGCUCUGAUAUUCUCUCACUGCAUGCAAAUGGCAAGCUAAUUUACAGCUUACAGAUGCAGAAUCUCUGAAAAUUUUGGAACACAAUUUGGGGAAGAAAUGUUGUCGGUAGUAGGGUUUGUGUGUGUCUCUUUUACCCGGACAUCAAUUAAGAUUGUCUGGUAAUAAAUAAUCUUUUUUGUCAGAAUGUCGAAAAUGGUGCUUACUUAUAAAUCCCUCUUCUGUUGGUUCUUGAUGACGUCAGCAUUGCUCAUGUCGUCUUGGUUCUUUGUGCUGAGAUCAACUUGGCUAACUCAUUCGGUUGAUUUCGGUUUCUUACCAAACUCGAAGCUUCGUUACGGAUCGCCUCUCGCAAGCGAAUCGAUAAUCGGAGGAGUAAGCUCGAAUAGGAAUCCGAGAAAAUGCGAUUCUAAUAAACCGAUUCUCAAGGUUUUCAUGUACGACUUGCCUCCGGAAUUUCACUUCAGUCUCUUGGACUGGAAAAGCGUCGGGAAAAGCGUCUGGCCCGAUGUUUCGACCGAGGUGCCCCACUACCCCGGAGGGUUGAAUUUGCAGCACAGUAUCGAAUAUUGGCUAACUAUGGAUCUUUUAAACUCGGAAAUAUCCAAAAAUUUGAGUGGCCGAGUUGCUAAACGAGUGCGAAAUUCCAGGGAAGCGGAUGUUGUGUUUGUACCCUUUUUCUCAUCCAUAUGCUAUAAUCGGCACUCGAAGCUGAAGCCGGGUCAGAAAAAGAGUACCAACGUUGUAUUGCAAGAGAAAUUGGUUAGUUUCUUGAUAGCUCAGAAAGAAUGGAAAAGGUCUUUCGGAAAAGAUCAUAUAGUUCUUGCUCAUCAUCCGAACAGCUUAUUAGAGGCGAGGAUGAAGCUGUGGCCCGCAAUGUUUGUUCUGUCCGAUUUCGGGAGGUACCCUCCGACGGUUGCGAAUGUUGAAAAAGACGUUAUUGCCCCUUACAUGCAUGUUGUUAGGAGUUACGUGGAUGACUCGUCUGAUUUCGGUAGUCGUCCGACCUUGCUUUAUUUUCAGGGAUCCAUAUAUAGAAAAGACGGUGGAAGAAUUCGACAAGAACUAUAUUACAUGCUAAAAAACGAGACUGACGUGCACUUCUCUUUUGGUACUGUUCAAAACGACGGUAUCAAACAAGCGACCAAUGGCAUGCGAGCUUCGAAAUUCUGCCUCAACAUAGCAGGCGACACUCCGUCAUCGAAUCGCCUGUUCGACGCAAUAGCCAGCCAUUGUGUGCCCGUUAUUAUAAGUGACGAAAUCGAGCUUCCGUACGAAGAUGUUCUAGAUUAUUCCGAGUUCUGCGUAUUUGUUCGUACGUCAGAUUCUCUCAAAGAAGGGUUUCUCUUAAAUCUUGUUAGGAAUAUUGGCAGAGAGGAGUGGACAAGAAUGUGGUCAAGGUUGAAAGAAAUCGAGCAUUUUUACGAGUUUCGAUAUCCUUCCCAGGUGAAUGAUGCUGUUCAGAUGAUAUGGCAGGCGAUCUUCCGGAAGGUUCCGGCUAUUAAGAGACAAAUUAAUAAGGACAUGCGGUUUUCUCAAACGGGUGGGCUUAGUGAAAGCGGGCUUCAGUCGAUUACUGUGCCGAGGAAUUUUGGUUGAUUAGACCUAAAAAUUGAGAAGUGUUAGUUAUUGCUGUAGAUAUAGUUUUGAUCAAUUUGUUUCAUUCAUUCAGUUUUGUGAGUUUUGCUCAAUUUUGUUAGCUUU